GUAGAAAUUCCAAUUGGAAGAACCCAAUGCCGUUAAAUGACCUUGGAAGAGGCGGAGCAACCAGCCAGCCCUACAAUCAACAAAAACAAUUUCAUGCGUUUCGCUGGAAUGUUUAUUUAGAUUUGGUGUAAAUAAAAAUGAGCGUGCGCGAGUGUGUGUGUGCUAGGGCCCAACAGCUGAUCCGCCUAGCUGCCACCUGAUUUUGGGACUGGGGGUGGGGCUCUGUUAUUCUGUAUGCUCGCGAUGAUCUCAUUCUCUUAAAAUCGGAGCAAUAGCUAAAACAACCUGACACAUGUGUUUUCUGCCCCUGUAGUUACCUAGUCUUGGAGGAUCUGGAGGAGCAAUGGGUAAAGAUCAGCAUUUGCUGGAGGCAUCGCGAGGCGGUGACAUCAAAACGGUAGACAAACUGUUGGAGCACUCAAGCAAACGCCAUGGACCGCUGUCCAGCUUUCGUCGCAGCCCCAGCAUUAAUUGCCAGGACAUGAAUGGAUAUACUUCGCUGCACCACGCAUGUCUAAAUGGUCAUAGCAACAUUGUGCGGCUUCUCCUAUCCCACAACGCACUGUUAGAUGUGCCCGAUAUACGUGGCUCCACGCCUCUUUUUCUGGCUGCCUGGGCAGGGCACCAGGACAUCGUCAAGAUGCUGCUGAUGCACACUCCAACAGGUGCAAAUCCCAAUGCUCAGACCAUCGAGAACGAAACGCCGUUGCACUCGGGUGCUCAGCAUGGUCACAAUGCCGUGGUGGCCAUCUUGCUGUCCUAUGGUGCCGAUCCCGCCAUACGAAACAAUAGCUUCCAAACGGCUCUGGACUUGGCUGCUCAGUUUGGCCGCCUGCAAGUGGUUCAGACCCUGCUUCGCAUUGAUCCUGACCUGAUAUUGCCAUAUAAGCGUUUGGAGGAGGAUGAGGAGCUGCUGGGCUGCUCUCCCAUUAAGCACAUCUUCACGCACACAUGCCUGCACUUGGCCAGCCGGAAUGGGCACAAAAAGGUGGUGGAAACACUACUGGCGGCCGGCGUCGACGUCAAUAUACUCACAAACGCGGGCAGCGCCCUUCACGAGGCGGCUCUCUGCGGCAAGAAGUCCGUAGUGGUAACCCUACUCAAAGCUGGUAUAUACGUUCAUGCGACCGAUGGGAAUGGACGCACAGCUCUGGACAUACUCUCCGAUUAUCCGCCGCAUGUGACCUACGACAUUGUAGCUGCCAUCAACGAGUUCACACAAGCGACGAGGGAACAGAAGCCACUCGCUGUGGAGAACGGAACACAGUCGCUGCCGAAGAGACUGUACGAGAAGAACUCGCAGCGACAGAAGCUACCGCCUAGGCAGAGGAAAAAGCAAGAUCAUCAAGCCAACGGACUUUCGCACUCUUUAAGCUCUCUGGACGUAUUUGCCAAGGCGCCGGAUAACUACCUGCAAAUGAAGCCCAUUAUUCAGCAGAAGUCCUGUGACAACAUGACCGACAUAAAGUCUGAUGGUAGAGAUCCGUGGUCCAGCUACAAGCCGGUGUAUAAACAACCAAUCCUGCCCAGCUUUCGGACAGGCAGUGAUAUCUCUAACGGAUCGGUUCCCUCAAGAUCGUAUGAGUACAUUAAUCUACUGAGAAACGGUUCCGCCAGCGAUGAUAACUCCGCCAGCACCAGCAGCAAUUCUGCGGUGCGUCAGCAAGCGGUAGCUACAUAUGUAGAGAUGACGCUACCGUCUCCUCCGGUUCCCAAACCACGCACUCGAAUAAACGGCGAAUAUAACGACUACGCGAAUCUGGUGCCAAUAGAAGAAGGCAGCUGCGUGGCAGAUGUAGACAAUAACAAUAACAGCAAUGGUAAUGGCAACAAAUUGCGAUUGGUUCGCCAUUCACCCACGCCGGAUUAUCCACCACCCACGGUUACCGAGGCGGAGCGCACGAUCUUCAACUUCAUGCAGCCGGCUACUUUACGCAAAAAUAGUUUGCUGGAACUAGGGGAUUCACCGCGGACCACUAACUCGGUUAGCUCCGACCAGGUGGAAGAAUUCGUUGCCGAUGUCCCUUUCGCUGGACUCUUUAAAGGAUCAACUUUGAACUUGUCCUCGGAUGUAGUAGAUGGAAAUGGUUCUCAGACAGGGGAUCGAGAGUUUCUGCGAUCACCCAGCAUGGUAAGAUCGGCACACGCCCAAAACCACCGACGCAGCCUGUCCAAGCAACGAUUCUCUGCUUUGGGAGAGGACUUUAGCGCCUCUCGAGUGUGGGCCGAGAUCGAUACAAUUUUUGAGAACAUUGGCAACGAAGUGUCCACUGUUGAGUAUGAAACCGAUGAGCUGAUCAGUGAACCAACAAGCCUUUCCUUAGAAGAUUCUCGACAAUCCUUGCACAUACGAGAUCCGGCGGAAUUGCUGCUGGGAAGAAAACAGAGCUCCACCUCCAAUUGGUGCCACUCGCCAUACACCCUAAUCUAUGGCGAAAUACGAUAUUCUCUGUUCUAUCUUGGAUCAACAGUAAUAAGGAAGCUGCAGGGUACCCUUUCAACGCGCAAAUCCAUCCAAAAACUGAAGAUCGAUGAAAACAUGAAGUCUGCGGCAAGUGUUAGUGAUUUCAGUUUGCUCGAGAACUGCACCACUUCUACAAAGUACCUGAAGGCUGCCAACCUCCAGUCGCGACUCAAUGUGGACAUUGCUGUUUCCUGUAUCGGCGUCAAGUUUAUAGAUCAUGAUAAAAAGACUGCCAUUUGUUGCCAUGAGAUAGAGAAUAUCAAUUGCGUUUGCCAGGACUCUGGAGAUUUGCGCUAUUUUGCGUACAUAACCAAAGAACAGGACCUGCACUAUUGCCAUGUCUUUAUGGUGGAUAGCUUGGAAUUAGCUAAGGAAAUCAUUAUGACCCUGGGACAGGCCUUCGAGGUGGCCUAUCAGUUAGCCCUGAGCAGACAGGGCACGCCCUUAAACGGAGAGUGCUAAGCCAUGGAAGUGCCAGAACUGCCACUGGGCGGUCUAUAUUAUUUAUUUCAUUGCAUUUUACAUGUAAAUGUUUUUUUUCAUUUGCUAGUCGUUGAUGCCAUCUCUAUGCUGGCUUUGCUUCACAUAAGGCAGCUCACAUGUUAAGUAUUUUGACAGUUUUUUAAAUAAAUUUAUAACAAA
Messenger RNA from Drosophila eugracilis, 3106 nucleotides. RefSeq names its product ankyrin repeat and sterile alpha motif domain-containing protein 1B. The coding region runs from base 344 to 2926 and encodes 860 amino acids. NCBI's taxonomy places the organism in Eukaryota, Metazoa, Arthropoda, Insecta, Diptera, Drosophilidae. Gene Ontology annotation, cellular component: cytosol. The record is from RefSeq and is a predicted model, not a curated record. The transcript is spliced from 8 exons. Gene Ontology annotation, molecular function: protein binding.